Solea solea (common sole) is the source of this 1520-nucleotide messenger RNA. Its product is annotated as testis-expressed protein 9-like. The record is from RefSeq and is a predicted model, not a curated record. Bases 145 to 852 code for a protein of 235 amino acids. The transcript has 6 exons. NCBI's taxonomy places the organism in Eukaryota, Metazoa, Chordata, Actinopteri, Pleuronectiformes, Soleidae.
ACUAAAGGAUGAAAGGUUGGAUGGAAUUCACUCACAUGAUCUUUGCCUUUCAUAUACAAAGAGAUGAAGGUAAAUAAAGGUUAAGGUGUUACUGUUACAUUUUAAUAAACAAAUAUAACAUACGAGUGUUUGAGGUCAAAGACGAUGAACAACACUGAGGAGAAGACAAACAACGCCGUCCCUCAUGAAGACGCUGUGGACGAUCACGUGUCCCAUGUUGGAGACAACGUAGGAGCAGGUAUUUCUGAAGCUCAAAUACGAGUUUUCAAGGCUAAAGUGGAGAUUUUACACGAAGAACUGGAUCAGCUCUUGUGUGAAAAUUAUAAGAAGGAAGAUGAAAAUGCUAAACUCAGAGCUAAAGUGAAGGAUCUUGAAGAGGAUCGAUCCAGAUUACAGAAGACCAUCAACUCUCAGCAAACACAGAUGGAGAAGCACAAAGCUUCAGUGAAAGAAUCUGACAGAAAAUCUGAGGCUCUUCAAACACAAGUGUCUGCUUUAAACAAGGAAAUAGAAAAUCUGAACCGAUCCAGCAAACAAGCAGCGUCUGCUCACAGCAGCAUGGAGGUUCGUCUGAACAGAGCUCUGGAGGAGGUGGAGAGGACAAAGACUCAACUCAGCAAGAUCACACACAUCAACAAGGACAAGAUGAAGGAGGAAAACCAGAGUAAAGAAAAUGUCCUCGCUGAAAACAGAAUGUUAAAAAAGCAGAAAGCAGAUUUGAUCGUGGGAUUUAAGAAACAGCUCAGACUCAUUGAUCUUCUGAAAAAACAGAAGUUGCAUUUAGAAGCUGCCAAACUGUUGUCGUUCACAGAGGACGAGUUCACGAAGGCUCUGCACAGAUUCAGCGUUUAACUUUCUUUAUUCAUUCAUUCAUUUAUUUAGUGAAAAAGUAAGUAAAGAAUGGACAAACUACGUUUCCAGAAAAAUGUUAGGAUUCUUUUUCAAAAUGCAAUAAAACUUAAAUGUGUCUGAAUCACUUGAAUCACUGACAAACAAAUGUGGAGCAAGAAUAUUCAUCAAUUUUAUACAAAUGGAAUUAAAUGUGUUCAUUUUCUUUGUCCCUUGUUAAACAAAGUUUUAAUUGAAUUAACAAAUUAACAAAAAUAUUUUUUACUGCAUUUUUAGAAAGUGUCCAAAGCUUCUAUCUUGAACCCUUGUUUGUUUUUAUAGUUUUAGUUAUAUACAGUUUAUAUAUUUGUCUCAUUGACAGUCGUACAUCAGUGUUUAUGUAACCGAUGAGUUUGUGUGUUUUAUUGAGCGAGGACACACAGGAGUUGACUUCUGAGUGACGUCACACACAGUCUCUCACUCAAGCUCCAUACAUUUAAAACUAUUUAUGAAUACAUGUGGAAAUGAUCAAAUGUAAGAGAUUCGUUAAAUAAAAAGAGAGUAUAUAAAAUAUAUACUUCAGUAAAGUCUAUAACACGCUGACAGAGUGCAGUGAUUCGCCUUAGUUUUCAACUCAUUUUAUAAAGUUUUUUUUACAAUAAUCUAGGACAAAAACCUCAUAACAAACAAAC